GAACUUUUUGGUUUAAAAAAUCCUUCAUGUAAAAUACUUUGGUUUCUUUCUUGGACUUUUGGACAACCAACCCAAAGAAAAGAAUCUACUUAAUAUAUUACAUUAAUACAUUCCCAAUAAUAAAUCAAUAUACCAUCUCAAAAGCUCCUUCGUUUCGAAUUCACUCUGACUUUUCUUUGCUUUUCGUUUAAGCAGUUUCGGGAACUUCACUUUUCUUUCUACUACGGGCCAGUGGCUUAUCUUUUUUCAUUAAAUAAGAUGGAGCCGGCCAACCGCCAUCUGCCCAAAGAAUUUGGAUAGCCACUGUGGAGGCGUAUGUCUGAUCAUUUAUCUUUCAUUAAAGCUUGAAAGGGAACGGCGAGAAAUGGGUUGGGGAACUUUCCUUGAGAUAUUAGCAAAACUAUUCUGUGCUUUCUCUAGCUCGCCCUUUACUUUGGUUUAUCCCAUGUAUGCUUCAGCUCGGGCUAUAGAGAGCGAUUCCCACUCCAUAAAUCAGCAAUGCCUUGCUUGCUGGGUACUCUUUGGUUUAAUUCUUUUUAUGGAGAUGGUGCUUUCAGAGCUAUUGAAAUGGAUUCCGUUUUGGCCUUAUAUCAAGGGUGUGGCAACCAUCUUGCUGGCGAUACCUUCUUUUCAGGGUGCUUCUUAUGUAUACAAACACUUCAUCGGGGCUUAUUUUCUUGAGGAUUCACAAAUGCGAAACAUACUGUUUAUCCCGAGGAAGAAGGACUUCAUAGCCUGCAUUCCUGAUGCUGUUCAUACAAAUUAUGUUCAAAAUGGACUAGAGCAGUUGGAGAAACACACAAUUUGCAAGGAAAAUUUGGAGCCUAGUUGUGACAUUUCAAAAGUGGAAUAUGCUUGGCCAACUCUUACAGUUAAUAAAGCUCAGGGGUCGAGAUGUGCUCUUUGCCAAGUCAGCACCACAAGUGAAAAAUGUCUGAAGAAACACCUCCAAGGGAAGAAGCACAAGAUCAUGGAGCAAGAACUAAAUUUACGUGAAUUAGAGGCAAAUAAUACAAAUAGGUCUUCAUUAAUGCCAAUGAAAACCAAACAUGGGGUGGCCUUACAUGGGAACUUCAGCCCUAUGCCGAGUGUCAAUCUUAAAAAAUGGAGCGGCUUUUAUAAACCAAUGACGUGGCAUAGUUGGCAAAAGCCACCACUUGGAUGUAUAAAACUAAAUACUGACGGAUCUGUAGAUCGGGAAAAUGCUGGUUUUGGUGGUUUGCUCCGUGAUUACAGGGGUCAGCCAAUAUGUGCCUUUGUCACUAAAGCUCAAUUUGAUGAUGUUUUCUUGGUUGAACUAUCAGCUGUUUGGAGGGGCCUGGUUCUUGCUUCUUGUCUGGGGAUCAGGGUAAUAUGGGUUGAAUCUGAUUCAGAGAGUGUUGUGGAAACCAUAAACGGACUGCGAAGUUUUAAUACAAAGGCUAGUAGUUGGUUGAAUGACAUUUGGAGACUUCUUGGCAAUCUUGAGAGGUUCUGUGUUUCUCACACAUGGCGUGAAACUAAUAAAGCAGCUGAUUAUCUGUCAAAGAUGGUUCUGAUGGGAAGUGACGUAGUAUUAUGGCCCAAUGAUUUUCCUAGUAAUCUUUGUAAUAUCAUCAAGGAUGAUGCUGAGGGAAGGUUGUAUCGUAGGGGGUAAUCUACUGAAAGACUAUAUCGCGAAUAUCAUUCAAGCGACUUUAGUUUUAUAUAUAUGUAUAUAUAUUCAAGACGGAGGAGGUAAGAAGAAAGGGUGUGUGUAUAAUUUAGAUUAUAAUCAAUUACAUAUGGGAGACAGAAGACCUGGGGUUUCACUCUUAAGAUUCAGCUUUAAAGAUAUUGAGGUGAUUGAUAAAUUAUGCAGUACUCGUGACUGUCCAUUGGUGAAAGUUUGAGUCCAACUAUGCUUCUAGGAGCAGAAGGAAACCAGACUAUUCAGGUUAUCAAAACUGUAUAUGAUGGUAGGCUAAGUGAUUCAAUUAGUUAGUCAACAUUUUAGAUUAUUACGUUUAUGAUUUAUGUUUUCUUCUUGCUGAAACUUGAAUGUUUGAACAUUCCAUGACAAUGAGUAGUAAUAUGAUAUAUCCAGCAAGGAA
This is a messenger RNA of Pistacia vera, 2072 nucleotides long. RefSeq lists its product as uncharacterized. Lineage: Eukaryota; Viridiplantae; Streptophyta; Magnoliopsida; Sapindales; Anacardiaceae. The transcript has 5 exons. Bases 365 to 1636 code for a protein of 423 amino acids. Gene Ontology annotation, molecular function: RNA-DNA hybrid ribonuclease activity; nucleic acid binding. The record is from RefSeq and is a predicted model, not a curated record.